Messenger RNA from Dothidotthia symphoricarpi CBS 119687, 903 nucleotides. RefSeq lists its product as uncharacterized. The record is from RefSeq and is a predicted model, not a curated record. The transcript is spliced from 4 exons. Lineage: Eukaryota; Fungi; Ascomycota; Dothideomycetes; Pleosporales; Dothidotthiaceae. Bases 1 to 903 code for a protein of 300 amino acids.
AUGGCCAGCACAGUUCUUCAGUCACUAAACUUCUUCCUGAUUGUGUUUCCAUUUGUCUUGUCUUUGUCGAUCGUGAUCGUCAGAAUAUGGCGGAAGUUGGUGGAAAAGACCUUGGCUAUCGGUGAGUACAGUGUGAGCGUAUGCACAGCCCGAACCUGGACCACGCUAAUGGGCAUGAUCUAUCCAGAAGAUGCUCUUCUCAUGGUCGCCGAAGCUUUGAUAGCGGUACUCACAGCAACUAUGUGGAAAUAUGUCGUUGUGUCGUUCUCGGGUUUCCACCAGGAAGACAUACCUGAAGGAGCUGUAAAUCAGGUCAAUGUGUUAUACUGGCGGUUCAUCAACAACGCAAUCUACAACCCAAUUCUCGGCCUGGUUAAAAUCUCGUUCUUGAUUACGCUCCAGAAACUGCGCUCGCCAAAUCGUAUGAUCACCGCUAGUUUAUGGACGCUCAUCAUCAUAAACGUUACAUACAUCUUCGCCGCUACGUUCGGCAGUAUAUUCAUGUGUAUACCAGUUCGAAAAUCUUGGAUCAUGACAGAGACCGGCUCUUGUGGCAACCGCGCUCAAUAUAUCUUCGGAGUUAUUGGCGUCACAAUAGCGACCGACGUAUUGGUCACUAUUAUACCUGCCUGGAUUGUCAUCGACCUACGAAUGUCGGUCAAGAACAAACUUGGUGUUAUAGCCUUUCUCUCGCUGCCGCUUGCCGUCACCACAAUCGCCUGCUACCGCUUGCAUACUUUUCUGGUCGUUUUCAGCCUUCCUAAACUAUCUGCAGAGGAUCCGUAUAACAUACGCAAUGCACUGUCGAACAUAGAAUCGAACCUCGCCGUGAUCGCGACAUGUGGGCCCACGAUCAAGUGGAUUCUAGGCAGGUUCAUUCCGUGGCUUGACAGUCUAUACUAA